Molecule: messenger RNA, 1218 nt
Organism: Auanema sp. JU1783
Lineage: Eukaryota; Metazoa; Nematoda; Chromadorea; Rhabditida; Rhabditidae
Source: the annotation of a GenBank genome assembly
AUGCUAGGCCCGUAUCUGGCAGCUGGCCUUUAUCUAUGCACAGUGUUGUGUGGAAUUCUUGGAAAUGUUUGGGUAGUUUGUUCAGUGGCUAGAAGUCGCAAGCCAAGAAGUUCGAUGGGUAAUAGUUCACCAUCAGAUCGUCUACGAGCUUACAUAUCAGUUCUUGCAAUUGUGGAUCUAACAGUAUUGAUGGCAUUGUUGGUUCGGUCACUCUAUCUCAUUCUUCCCCAUUUCAUGUUGGAUGCUAACAGUUGUCGUGUGAUGUUCAUCCUUGAGAAUGCUCUGAAAAUGUCAUCACUUUGUGUUCUUUCGUGCAUAAGUAUUGAAAGAUACAUUACCAUAAGAAAACCUUUCUGUAGCCAGAUCCGGAAACGCGUUGUAAGAUUGACACCAAUAGCUGCUCUGACUCUAUUUACUGUCAUUCUGUCAGCCGUCCUUCUGCAGGUCAGCUCUGUUUCUGUUUCGUCCGAUGGACUUAACUGCGUCCGUUCAUACCGGGGACGUUGGGUACCUAGAUUAGGAGCAUACUUAACUGCGCUGGCGUUUGCUGCUAACUUAACAACGAUUUGUGUCAAUUACGGUCAAAUUGUUCGACAUGUACGGAGAAAAUUCAUAAAGAGAAGAGCUAGAGUUGUUGCUCACACUCGCCAAAGAGAAGCAUUGGUUACAGAGCCACGGUACAUGAGGCAAAUGACUUCGGCUAUCGUUCGAGUAGCCUGCUUUCACGCUUUGUGUUGGCUUCCUUUCUGUGUAGUUCAGUUCAUCCCCGACUCCAGUAUGGUCUCUGACUUGACAGCUUCAAUUCGAAUGUUUGAUAACUUCAAUGAUUUCUCCUCCAUCCGAUGGCUGAUUUUUUUCUCCAAUUGGGUGACAUACGUGAGUGCAGCUGGUGAUUGGAUAUUUUAUGCUGCAAUGAAUAGAGAUUUAAGAAACCUCAUUAGAUUUGCUACGGAACGAAGGAAACGAUCUACCAUGUCUCAUGCUACAUCACCUUCCCAUAGAAGUUUGAGAAAACAGAUGACAUCAUCUAUGCGGGUUCUCCAAUCCAUUUCGUAUAGAAGUAGCUUAGCUGGGUCUCUCGAUGAUCCACAACCACAGUCUCUAACUCAGGCUUCUCCAAAGUCCAGUACUAUAAGCCAAGAUACGCCGAACAGUCCUCAUAUUGGGAAACAGAAAUUAAUGCUUAUGAACAGUCAAUUAACCGUUGACAUGGUUUAG